Molecule: messenger RNA, 681 nt
Organism: Mangifera indica (mango)
Lineage: Eukaryota; Viridiplantae; Streptophyta; Magnoliopsida; Sapindales; Anacardiaceae
Exons: 5
Coding region: 1-681 (226 amino acids)
Cellular component (GO): chloroplast
Molecular function (GO): phosphatase activity
Source: RefSeq, a predicted model, not a curated record
AUGGGCUUCGCCACCUUGCAGAAACGCGCUGUUUCAAGGCGUGGUUCUUGGAUCAAUUUGGGGUCCUUCAUGAUGGCAAACAACCUUAUCCUAGUUCAGUUUCUACAUGGGCUCGACCUUCAAGUUGUAGAGAAUGUGGAAGAAGUUGAGUUUAUUUUGGCUCAUGGUACUGAAGCUUUGGGGCUCCCUUCUGGAGAGGCACGUCCUACUAGUCUUGAGGAUCUCGAAAAAAUAUUGGCACUUUGUGCAGUUAAGAAAAUUCCAAUGAUUGUAGCCAAUCCAGAUUAUGUGACUGUAGAGGCUAGGGCUCUGUGUGUUAUGCUUGGUACUUUGGCAUUCAAAUAUGAAAAGCUUGGAGGUGAAGUGAGAUGGAUGGGCAAGCCUGAUAAGUUGACUUCGCUUUUACACAUUUCUAAUAUUUCAUCAGAUAAUAAACAAAUUAGCAAUGAACAUGUCGGUGUUGAUGCUAGCAAUUCCAUUGCCGUGGGCGAUUCCCUUCACCAUGAUAUUAAGGGAGCCAAUGUAGCUGGAAUCCAGUCAGUAUUUACCACUGGAGGAAUCCAUGCAAAUGAACUUGGACUGUGUAGUUUCGGAGAAGUUGCAGAUUUAUCUUCUGUCCAAACUCUUUCAUCAAAAUAUGAUGCAUAUCCAUCAUACGUGUUACCAGCAUUCAUAUGGUAA